UCUUUUAAACUAAAUUUUUUUUAGACUAUGUGUUUUACAUUUUUAUGUAUUUUUAUUAAUUAUUUAUAAAUUGUAAACUUUAAGAAAAUAAGUGUAGUUAUUUAAAUACUACUGAUUUAUGGAAAACAGUUAAACAUAAAAAACGAUACAUCUAUAGUCAAAAAAAAAUUAAAUAUAUUUCUAGUAUGUAUAAACCAAAAAAUACAUCAUUUAAAAACAAAUAGAGUAUUAAUUAGGCAUUUGUGGCGAAUGGGGGUGACUGAUCAUGCACUUAUGACUUACCUCAGCCAAUGUAAAGAUGUCACCAGACUUUGCAGGCUCUCUUUUUGGCAAAUAAAGAACUUGUUAAUUUUCGUUUAAUGUACACACAAUUAGCUUGAACCAUUUCAUUCUAUAAAGAACCCCCACACUAUCUAUUCCUCAUUUCCUCCAUAAACCAACAAACAUUCAAGCUCCAACUUUAUCCUCCGUUAACACAACAAUGGCUUCUCCUCUGCAAACACUGAUUGCCACAAUGGCUAUGCUAAGCCUGGUUAUUGGAUGUGCAGAGAGAGUAAGUGGAAUGCGUUACAUUCCCAACUUCUUCACUACCGGUGAGACAAAACACUCAGAGUUUCUUGUGAGCAUUGCACCCCAACCAUCUGGUCUCAUCCCUAGAUUAGGAAGAUUCUUGCUGCCACCCCAGCCUAAAAGGCCAUUCAAUCCUUACAACGAUCCAAUUGCUGCUGCUCCAGCCUCUUCUUGUGGAAUCCCUAGUAGUUUUGCCCCACACCCUGGAUAUGGAGCUUCCGGUCCAAGCUCUAGAGAAGAUGAAGUUCCACCAGUGCCACAACCACUUGAACUCGUCAACAAAUAAGCAUUUGCUAGACGCACAAGGGUCGACAAUCUUGGUAUCGUCAGAUUCCUUCUUCUGGUUUACACAACAAGUCUACUAGCCAUUUCAUCACUCAUAUCGCUGUUAUCUCUCUCUCUCAAUAAAGAUACAUAUUAUAAAUAAGAAUGUGUUUCCAAAUAACAUGUUAAGACUCCACACUGCUGUAAGA
Brassica napus (rape) is the source of this 1043-nucleotide messenger RNA. Its product is annotated as putative cell wall protein. The coding region runs from base 482 to 856 and encodes 124 amino acids. Lineage: Eukaryota; Viridiplantae; Streptophyta; Magnoliopsida; Brassicales; Brassicaceae. The transcript has a single exon. The record is from RefSeq and is a predicted model, not a curated record.